UAUACGGCCUAUGCUACGGGCCGGCCCUGAAUUGUACAGUCGGAGCGUUAUUUGGUAUCUAAAUCGGCGUAACCGAAACUUAAAGUAAAAACAUUUUUGAAGUGGAUUUUGUUUCCGAGGAAGCUGCCAAAUUCGACAGGACGGACACAGACUCCCCGGGGGGGCUCAGCGGGGGCCAGGGUGGGCGUGGCUGCCCGCGUGACGUCACCAAGCUCCUUGAGAGAACCGAGCGAGCUGCAAGAAAUCGGACGCAGAAGCCGCGGAGGAGGCCAGCACGAAUAAAACAUUUAAAGAGAUCCUUGGAAAAACUGCCUCUGGAGCAGUGAAGUGUCUUCAUGGCAGUUCGUAGAGGACACAUUCAGUUCUUGGAUCAGGAGGUAUACGACAUGUCCAACGGAUACGAAGACCACAUGGCGGGGGAGGACGCCAAGGACCCCCAGACCAACCUGAUCGUCAACUACCUGCCCCAGAGCAUGGCGCAGGAGGACCUGCGCAAACUCUUCAGCACCGUUGGCGAAGUGGAGUCAGCCAAGCUGAUUCGAGACAAAGUCGCAGGCCACAGUUUAGGGUACGGAUUUGUUAACUAUGUUAACCCUAGUGAUGCAGGCAGAGCUAUCGAAUCACUGAACGGACUAAGGCUACAGUCCAAAACUAUCAAGGUGUCGUACGCACGGCCCAGCUCUGAUACCAUCAAGGAUGCCAACCUGUAUAUCAGCGGCCUGCCCAUGUCCAUGACCCAAAAGGACGUGGAGAAAAUGUUUACAUGUUUUGGCCGCAUCAUUAAUUCCCGCGUGCUCGUCGACCAGAACUCAGGUACGACGAUGACGGGUGAUUCCCGCGAGGACUUGGCGACGAGCUCAUUGCAUCCUCUUUGCGUUCCAGGCAUGUCCCGCGGGGUGGCGUUCAUCCGCUUUGAUAAGCGGUCCGAGGCCGAGGAGGCGGUCAAGACCCUGAAUGGUCAAAAGCCGCACGGGGUCUCUGAUCCUAUCGCGGUUAGGUUUGCUGGCAACCCCAAUCAGGUGAAGAACAGCCAGAUCGUCUCCCAGCUCUACCACAACCAGUCCAGACGCUUCGCCGGGCCCAUGCACCACCAGGCUCAGCGCUUCAGGUUCUCCCCGAUGAGCGUGGACCACAUGGGCGGCGUCCCCGGGAACCCCGCGUCCGGCUGGUGCAUCUUCAUCUACAACCUGAACCAGGACGCCGACGAGAGCGUCCUCUGGCAGAUGUUUGGGCCCUUCGGCGCCGUCACCAACGUCAAGGUGAUCCGCGACUUCAACACCAACAAGUGCAAAGGCUUCGGCUUCGUCACCAUGACUAACUACGAGGAGGCCGCCAUGGCCAUCGCCAGCCUCAACGGCUACCGGCUGGGAGACAAGACGCUGCAAGUGUCCUUUAAGACCAGCAAGGGCCACAAGUAACAGCCGGGGAAGUCCGGUCGGUGUUUCCACACGGUUAAUGAUGUUCAUUCAGUCUUCUGCACCUUGUCUAAAAAGUGUCUCGGAACUAUUCAUGUUGUUUGUUCUCGGUUUUCACAUUUGAAACAUGGCGGCAAAAAUCCCAACACAGGAAAAGUCACCUCUGGCGACGAGUGAGCGCCCAGGAGGCAGACUUCCUGUCAAAUGGUGUCCACGUUUCUUUGAUUAACGCCCUCACGUGGAGCCAAGGUUAGCUGUGAGCAGAAAAGCAGUAAGUACACAGUAGGGAGACGUAAAAGCCUUCAAUUGUCAUCCAGCACUUUGUCUUUCUGUCCUUUCCUGCAAGUGAACUUUGAUGAUGGUUAUAUUUGUGCUCAAGUCAGUGUGAUGGACCAAAAGCAGUUCAAAUUGGACGGUUUAGUUUUUUGUCAAGCGGUACUAAGAUUUCCAUCAGACUCAAUGCAUCUUUACUUGUUUUGACUUCUUUUACUUAGUUGUUUUUAGUGCUCAUCUUAAGUUUGGAGUGAAAUGAACAGCCUUGUUACUAAUUUUUACUUUUUAAGUGCUUUCCCUUUUUCUUUCACUUGUUCCCUCUCCACUUCCACCAUUAAAUGUACUUUUGUUUUGCCAAACGUUUGCUUUGGUUUGUUUCUUUUCACAGCAGUUUUAAGUUUUCUAUGGCCCAAAUGGAUUAGUUAAAAAAAUAUACCCUGUAUACAAAAGAUUUAAGAUAAUAUAUGAAUAAAUUAAAGAGGCUGGGUUCUGGUAGAGAUUUGAACCUCCAGCAUGUGCAAUUUCUUUUUGUGUUGUCAACGAGCUGUAAUUUCCCGACACCUUGAACUAACUUUAUUUUUGCCCCUCAGAGUCUUAAAAUGUGUGCAACAUGCCAAUAUGUGCUGCCUUUCUCAAGGCAGCUAACAACUCUACUAAUGUAUGUUCAUCUUGAUUUGUUUUUCUACUGACAGCUGCCAAAAGAUGCUGCUUUGGGCCUUAAAUUAACGAGAGAAGGCGCUGUGUGGUUCCUUUGCAAAGGUACGCAAACUAUCUGUUCAUGUACGCGGCCGCCAAUACUGAAGUGUGUUGUGUAAAAAUGUCGGAUCAUUUCAAUAAAACAAUGGUGGCUUUUAUUUCAAAGAAUCAA
Molecule: messenger RNA, 2556 nt
Organism: Nerophis lumbriciformis (worm pipefish)
Lineage: Eukaryota; Metazoa; Chordata; Actinopteri; Syngnathiformes; Syngnathidae
Product: ELAV-like protein 1
Cellular component (GO): ribonucleoprotein complex
Molecular function (GO): RNA binding
Source: RefSeq, a predicted model, not a curated record